Molecule: messenger RNA, 4218 nt
Organism: Capronia epimyces CBS 606.96
Lineage: Eukaryota; Fungi; Ascomycota; Eurotiomycetes; Chaetothyriales; Herpotrichiellaceae
Exons: 1
Coding region: 1-4218 (1405 amino acids)
Cellular component (GO): Ski complex
Molecular function (GO): protein binding
Source: RefSeq, a predicted model, not a curated record
AUGGCCUCCAAGGCUGUCCUGAAGGCCAUCAAGUCUUCUCUAGAUGCUGGGCAGUACGCGAAAGCGGCCGACCAAGCCGAGGAAUUACUGAAGCAGGACGGCAAAAACCACACAGCAUUGCUUUUUCUUGGAUUUGCAAGAGAGAAACUUGGAGACCUUGAGGCUGCAGAAAAGGCCAUUCACAAGGCUGCAGAUCUCAAGCCCCAAGAUGCGCAAGGCUACAAGGGGCUGAUCACCCUGUAUGAGAAACAAGGCAGUGCGAAGGUGGACCAGUAUCACGAUGUGGCACUCAAGCUGGCGGAGAUAUACGUGCAGCAAGAAGACAGACCACAAUGCCAAAAUGUGAUUGACAAGUAUGAGCUAUUCGCAAAGAAGCACGGAAGUCGAGCUCAGUAUCGGCGGGGACUGGAAUUAAUUCUACCCACAUCACCGCUUUAUCCGACCCUCGAAGGCCGUGUCAUGCAACCAAGUAUUACAUACCAACGGAUUCUCGAGUCGGCCUUGGCGGAAGAGAAAGAAUGGAUCAAUACACAGAUUGGUGAAAGAAGAACACGACUAGGAGCGAAGAUCGAUCAGGUCACCCGUCAGGUCAAGGCAGAAGCUAUCAGCAAGUUCCAAAUCGAAGAUAAAUAUGCUGCGCUGAUCGACUGGACAAGAGAUGAUGAUGCGCGCCAUGAUUUGGAACAAAAAUUGUUCCAACGCAUGUAUGACACCUUACUCGUUCUACCAAAAGAUGCCAAAUCCAGCCAGCGCGACAAGGUCCUCAACAUGGCAAACGGGAUGGUCAUCAUCAAACUGCGCUGUCUGCUGGCCUGGAAGAUUGCCCUGGAAUGGGUCGAUGCAGAGGACUUGGUGGAAUGGGAUGUGAACAUCUUCCGCGAAUACAUCGACUAUUUUCCCGAAGAAGGCUUGAGUAGGGUCCUGCGUGGGUUCCUUGAGAGUAAUGUAUCUCCAUUCCCACAUCCACCCACCGAGGAAGGCGAAGGUGAUGAACUACCUCAGAAGCUGAGUGAGGCUGAUCAGCUCAUUCUCAUGAAUGAAGGUCUCGAGGAUUGUCCUGAAUCUCUUGUAGGCCAUCGAAUCAUGGCUUACACGUAUUUGCAUUUUGAGGACUGGCAAAGCACCGUCGACGCCGCACGGAAGGCUCAGAUGCUGCACAAGAAUGCGGAACAGCAAUUCGCUUUGAACUUGCAGGACAGUCUCGACGGCGUGAAUCUCAUAUUGGCCAGGGCCCUUAUCCCUUUCCAAUCUCCCCGCCAUCAUCCCGAAGCGAAGGCUUUGUUUCAAGGUAUUCUCGAACGAAAGCCUAAGCUUACAGCAGCCUUACUGGGCGUGGGCUUGAUCUUUGAAGAAGACGAAGACUAUGCGGAAGCUGUCAAGUUCUUACAACAAGCUGCAGACCGCGAUCCCGAUAAUGCCAGGAUCAAGCUCGAGCUUGCUUGGUGUCGCGCCCAAAAUGGAGAACUUGAAAAUGGCCUUCGUGAUCUACAAGAGGUGCUGUCAGCCAUUGAGUCGCAGAAGAAUCAGGAUAUGCCCAUGAAAUCAGUCGCACUUUAUCGGAUCGCCUACUGUAUGUGGAACAUCAAUACUUCCGCUUUGGCACGAAAAGACAAGUCCGGCCCUUACCGAUACCUCAUUGCUUCCGUCAAAGCAAACCCAAGCUACGCUCCAGCAUAUACCCUACUAGGGAUAUACUUCCAGGAAUAUGGCAGAAGCAAGCAGCGAGCUCGGGUGGCGCUACAAAAGGCCUUCGAACUAUCGGCCUCAGAACUGGAAGCCGCACACAGACUUGCAAAAGCGUUCGCCGACGGCGGGGAGUGGGAUCUCGUCGAGCUCGUCGCGCAGCGUGUGAUUGCUUCAGGAAAAGCCAGGCCUGCCCCGGGAUCCAAGAAAAAAGCCUACAGCUGGCCGUACGCUGCACUAGGCGUGGUGAUGAUGAACAAACAACACUAUUCUCAAAGCAUAGUCUCAUUCCAGGCUGCCCUCCGGAUCACUCCUGAUGACUACUAUUCUUGGGUUGGCCUCGGUGAAAGUUAUCAUAAUGCCGGCCGCCAUAUCGCUGCUACCAAAGCAUUCGCGAAAGCUGAGAGCAUCGGUCACGAACUGCCACCUGAGGAGACCUGGUUUGCCAAGUACAUGCUUGCCAAUGUCCAGCGCGAACUGGGCCUCUUUGAUGAAGCCGUUGCGGCGUAUAACGAUGUGCUCGCGCUCAAACCGGGAGAGUUCGGCGUUCUUCUUUCAUUGCUCCAGACAAUUUCCGAAAGUGCAUGGGCAAAAGUUGGUCUUGGAAUGUACGGCGAGGCGGUGAGGCUCGCAAAAUCUGCGCUUGAAGUCGCAGCCCAGAUCGCCGAAGAUAGCACUGACUUCUUCAACCUGUGGAAGGCCAUCGGGGACUCUUGUUCCGUCCUCGGUCACAUCAAGCUUCAUGCAACUGCAGCAGAUGUUCAAGUGAUCAUAACCUUACUCGAAACAUCAGUUGAUGCUGAAUGGGGUGUUCUCAGACAAGUGGACAAGGUCGGGGUUGAACUAUUAAAGGCUGACGAAGGAGACAAUCCCUCCAACGUUGCUGAUAAAUGGCUUUUUGCUGCUAUACUUGCUCACAAACGAGCCAUUCAUGCUUCUUCGACCGAUCAACAUGCCCAGGCUGUGGCGUGGUACAACCUCGGUUGGGCAGAGUAUGAUGCAUACGUUUCGGGUGGCGAGGCGAUCAAACCACGGGGCAAGAAGCUUCCCCGAUUCCUCAAAGCAGCAAUCAAGUGCUUCAAAAGAGCUAUUGAACUGGAGGCUGGCAAUUCCGAAUUUUGGAACGCCCUCGGCGUUGUCACCAUGACGCUCAGCCCCAAGGUCUCGCAGCACUCGUUCGUGCGAAGCCUGCAUCUAAACGAACACAGCGCCCGAACUUGGACGAAUCUUGGAGUGCUCUGCUUGAUCAACAACGACACCCAACUUGCCAAUGAAGCAUUCACACGAGCCCAAUCUGAAGAUCCAGAAUAUGCAGACGCAUGGAUCGGACAAGGACUGUUGGCGAUGUUGUUUGGAAGCCUUCAAGAAGCAAGAGGACUAUGCAUGCACGCCUUUGAGAUUGCAGAUGCAUCCCUGCUGCCGGCAAGACGUCACUACGCUCUCUCUGCUUUCGACCACCUGCUCAAAGAUCCCGCCCGGUCAGAAGAAGUCAGCGCUCUUCUACAACCGCUGUUUGCGAUGCGUCAAUAUCACGCCCAGCAACCCUCCGAUAUGAAUGCGACUCAUCUGCUAGCACUGUUUGCGGAGCGCGUCGGUGAUUAUGCAACCAGCGCAACCUCCCUGGCAGAGGUAUGCAACGCUGCCGAAGCAGAAUACGAGACCUCCGAGUCCAAUGAAUACCUGGCCAGGUUCGCCCAGGCAAAGGCAGAUCUUGCUCGUGCGCAGCUCGCCUGUGGCGACUACUCCGAAGCCGUGUCCAAUGCAGAGACUGCUCUAGAUUUGUCAGGUGAUGCAGACGAGCUUGGUCCAAUGUACGCUGAGACCCGGCAGAAAUGGAGGCUUUCUGCACAGAUCACGGCAGGUCUUGCCCACAGCCGUCUACAGCAGACCGAAAGCUCGAUCAAGAUGUUUGAGGCGGCACUCCAGGAGUGCAAGGGUGAUCCAGAUAUUGUCUGCAUGCUUGCGCAGGUGUUGUGGGCCAAAGGCGGACCGGCAGAGAAAGAAGCGGCAAGAUCACAGCUCUUCGACGUUGUCGAGAUCCACCCAGGGCAUGUCCAAGCCGUGGCGCUCCUGGCCGUCACCGGCUUACUAGACGACGACCUGGAUAUUCUGGAAGCUGUAGAAGAAGACCUCAAGGCGCUGAGACGUGGCGACGGAAUCGGGGUGCUGGACAAGAUUCGGGUCACCAAGAUUCUGGCUGGCAUCGUCGGAUAUCGCGCACAACCACAACAAAGACAACAAGCAAGUGAGCAAAAGGUAGACCAGCCCGAAGUCAUUGCAGAUGCUCUUAAUGGGAUCAUGCUCGCACCGGGACAACCGCAAGGCUGGCUCGAACUUGCACAGGCUGCUGGAGGAGGCGGCGCCGGCGGCGGCUAUGUUGCGGAAAUGGCUGUCCUUAACGCAGAAAGACGGAUUCCCCCGGGUGGGAAUCUGUCGGCGACUGACCUGGCCAGAGCAUACGAGGAAGCCGGCGAUCUUCUGAAGGCGAAGUUUAUCGCACCCUGGCGGCUGGAUAUUGCUGCAGACACCGCCUAA